UACUUGCAUCUGCAAACAACAGGGGAGCAGGGUUCUCGUAUUUUACUGCCGCCUAGUAUCUGGCGUCGCCUACGACAGCCGCGACCUGGUCAAGACACUGCGUCUUCACACGAGGUAUUCGAUGAGUCGCGUGGAGCAACCUCCAUUGCGGCCAUUACUAUAAAUACUACGUCUUCUGUCGAAAAACCUGUUGCCGAUCCGCCCAAUCUUACUAGUUCCACUUACGAAUAUACCGAGACUGGUGGUGUAGUGGAGUCGUUUGGCCAUGUCCGAUAUCCCACACCACUACCGCGAGUUGUGCGUCGGUGGAUAAGCAUUCUUGAGUGUGCCGUCUUCUUUAAACAGGUCAUAAUCCCUAUUUACAUACCUGAAGUUUUAAAGCCUCUUUUUUAUAUUUUGGUCAUAAUAUUGCCAUUAAUUAAAAUCGUUCUCGUGCAAGUGUCAAGGUAA
Protopolystoma xenopodis is the source of this 450-nucleotide messenger RNA. The record is from the annotation of a GenBank genome assembly. Lineage: Eukaryota; Metazoa; Platyhelminthes; Monogenea; Polystomatidea; Polystomatidae.